Messenger RNA from Drechmeria coniospora, 618 nucleotides. RefSeq lists its product as uncharacterized. The record is from RefSeq and is a predicted model, not a curated record. The transcript has a single exon. Lineage: Eukaryota; Fungi; Ascomycota; Sordariomycetes; Hypocreales; Ophiocordycipitaceae. Bases 1 to 618 code for a protein of 205 amino acids.
AUGAACGGCCCGAGGAGUCGAGCACGAGACGGCUCUCACCAGCACCAACAGCUUCACGCAAAGGACGUCGCCCGCCCGUCCACACCCCCGCCCGCCUAUUCUCCGAGCAGAUUCGUCGACGUGCGGACCGUCAUGGCACGCCAGCUCGCGCAUUCGAGACAGGCGCAGCCGCAUGCCCUCGUCGUCGACAGCACACCCUGCGUCACGGCCGUGUCCGACUACGGCAGCGACGGGGAAAGCGCGCCGAUCCACUUCCAGAUCAAGACGGCCGUCAAGGUGGCGAGCAACAACAACCUCGUCUGCCUCGGCGGCACCCCCGCCGACUGCGCCAACGCCGUGGCCGCCUCGUUGGCCAAGGCGAUGCGCGACUACAGCGCCGGCCACUGCGGCAUGCCCAUGAUCGACGAGGACGGCCGCCCUCGGCCGAUCCGCCUCGUCGUCGACGCCGGCAUCACGGUGGAAGGAUCCGGCAACAUCCUCGGCGACGAAAAGGUGGUCAUGGAGGUGCUCCGGCAGAGGGGAAAGACGCUUCGUCGUGGCCGCGAUGAUUUGGACGACCAAGGGGAAGCCGUCGCCGCCGCCGGUCCCUCGAAGCGAAAACGCUCCGGUGGCGAGUAG